AUGGACCGAGAGAAGGAGAGAGAGAUAGAGCUAGAGAGUGCAAUGUACACUAAUUGUUUGUUGUUGGGACUGGAUCCGUCGAUCAUCGGCGUCGGAGCCAAUAACGGUACCCCUCGGGUUGGACUCUUCCGUCACUCUAACCCGAAAUUGGGCGAACAGCUUCUAUACUUCAUCUUAUCCUCUCUCAGAGGUCCAAUUCAAUCCGCAAAGGACUUCGAUAGAGUCUGGCCAAUUUUUGAUUCGGCACAGUCGCGUGACUUUAGAAAGGUUGUACAAGGGAUAAUAAGUGAGCUGGAAUCGCAAGGGGCACUUCCAAGAAGCAAUUCAAGGGUUUCGUCUCUUGCUACAUGUUGUGGACCCAGAUUCGUUGAACUUUUGUGGCAACUUUCUUUGCAUGCUUUGCGAGAGGUUCAUAGACGAACGUUUGCAGCUGAUGUAGCUUGUAACCCACUGCCUGCUUCGCUAACAGAUGUAGCUUUCUCGCAUGCGGCUACACUGCUUCCUGUCACAAAGGUUGAGUUUGAACCUGAUGAGAGUUAUUGGGAACUGAGAAGAAGCAAUAGAGCUUUAGAUUCAGACUACGAUAUACUCUGGUGUUUCUCUAAAUUGGGAUGA
Molecule: messenger RNA, 615 nt
Organism: Ilex paraguariensis (yerba mate)
Lineage: Eukaryota; Viridiplantae; Streptophyta; Magnoliopsida; Aquifoliales; Aquifoliaceae
Source: the annotation of a GenBank genome assembly